Molecule: messenger RNA, 2290 nt
Organism: Triplophysa dalaica
Lineage: Eukaryota; Metazoa; Chordata; Actinopteri; Cypriniformes; Nemacheilidae
Gene: fam131c
Product: family with sequence similarity 131 member C
Exons: 6
Coding region: 238-1029 (263 amino acids)
Source: RefSeq, a predicted model, not a curated record
UCCAUCCCCACUUGUGAAACAGUGCUUCACUGUACAGAUGGACACCAAAGCUUCUUAUACCCUUCUUUUGGACCAAUCUGUUUCCUUCUGACUUUUCUCCACCUCUAUCAUCUAAUUGGUUUUUAGUCUGCUCCAUAUCCCCUCUCUCUCUCUCUCUCUCUCUGUUGUUGUUAAUAUUCCCCCUGUCACCCCACUUUAACUCAGCAUGGUGAACAGAUAACUGCUUAGCUGUUGAACAUGGGCUCCUGCCUCUGCAAAGGUCAACAAGAGCUUCAAGGUGGCCAGCAACACCCCAUGGAAGAGCUCCACUCUUGCACUGAGGGACAGCCCAUUUUUAAGGAUAACCAUCAGUCCUACAACGGGGCUAUGCCAGAUAAAGGGAGCAGCAGUGGGUAUGACAUUGGAGAACUAGCCACAUCUUCCCUGCUGGGGCUGCUGGCAACCAUUAAGGACCACAUCACUAAGCCCACUGCGAUGGCUCAGGGCCGGGUCGCCCAUCUGAUUGAGUGGAAGAGUUGGGGAGGGGAUGCGUCUGGAGGCGGAUUGUGUGGCUGGAGAAAAGAUGGAGGGGGCUGGGGAGGUGUCGGAGCGACACUGCAGGAGGACGAACAGCUCUACUCUCAUCUUACUGAUGAAAUCAAGGAAGCUCGGUUUGCUGCAGGCGUGGCAGAACAGUUUGCCCUGGCUGAAGCGGCGAUGAAUGCCUGGUCCACAGAGGACGUUGAAAGUCAACUGACAAGCAGCACAAUCCCAUUACAAGACCCCGAGGGCCUCUAUCUUUCUCAGUUCCUGUUGGAUGGAGGGAGUCUGGGUGUUCCACAGUACUUAUACAAGAUUCACAUGGAAGCUUAUGAUGAAACCAGCUCAUUGGCUCCUUCUCAGCCCCCAAAGUCUCAUUCCCCAAGUCGUUCCUUUUCUCCAAUGGACACACAGCGUCCAAUACCACAGCACAGAAUCUCCCCGUCGGAAGGAAGCGUCCGACACGCGGACAGCAUUUCUCUAUCUGAGGAUGAGGUGUUUUAUAACUGACCGCUGGUGACGGGAAGGGUCAGCAUAUUGUCUAUUGUUUGUGUUUGGCGAUGCGAGAGGGAGACAGUAUGAAGUUACGUGCAACGAGGUUAUCCCUUUACCGUUAAACUACGUAAUAGCUGCCAUCGAGCGUCUUCAAACAAUGAAUGCAGGGAUCGAUGUACACAAGAUCAUGCUAAUUCCAUAUCACAUGACCUCUUUCCAGAUGAAACCCUCUCUGUUUUCAGUAAUGAUGAUUGGAUUUUAAGGAACAGGGUCACGCUAUUAACACAUCUUGACACAUAUUUACAGCGCCCGUUCAACACUGCUAGACCAUCAAAAAGAAGAGGAUGCCUAUUUGUGCUAUAGACUGAGGAUGAGAGAGCCAAAAUAAACAGGCUUUCAUAUCCCAGAUGCAGCACAGACAUUUCUGCUGGUGUAUUUCUCCCAAGAGCAACUCAAUGAGGCUACAGGGUGAAUAGAAAUCUUUUGUAAGGACUUGGGAAGAUGGAAACGAUUUAUGCCUUUGAGUACAGCAGCAGUUAUUUCUUGGGAUUGUGCGAUUUUAAAGAUUUUGCUAAAUGUUACACUAAAUUACGCUAAAUUAUAUUAUAGAUUUUCAGUGUAAAACAUGUAACAUACAUCAAAUGACCGGAUACACAGAUGCAGAAAAAAAAUACAUUUCUACAUGUAGUGUCGUCAUUCAAAUGUCUGUUAAAUUUCAACAAUUUGAAAACCUCAUGAGUGACAAAGUCAUCCAAAAGCAAUGUGAACGACUGACAGCAUGACAAGACACAUGAAAACUGUGAGACAAAUCGAGGUUAUGACAUAAAAAAGUUGUUUUUGAACUUUUUCUAAAUACGUGUACAAAUAUUACUGCUGUAUUGCUUAAAAGUGAAGUGAAUAUGAACUUGUUUUCUUUGCUGUAUUUGAGGUCUGAAAAAAUACAGAGCAUCUUUUGCCGAAGUGUGUUAUUUCAGUAAAAGUGUCACGAAAUAAAAAAAACAAGUUUCCCGGACACUGCCCUUUUGCUUGUACAAACAAAGCCCCGCCUCAAACUAAUGUCAAUGCUUGAGCCGAUGAUGAUGAGCUGGUUGGAAAGCUCAUAGUCACAGUGUUUACACUUUUCAGCUAAAUCAACCUUCAAGCGGCGUACUUAUAUUUUGUCUAAUUGAAGAAAGUAUUAUAACAUAAAAAAUGACACACUUCUGCUUUUGAAGGGGGUUGGUCACACUUGCCCCAGGUGUACACACUUUGUAUAUGUAGAAGUGAAUCAAAAGUG